GAAAAAGCUUUCAACGCCGCCUAUAAAUCUCUCUCUUCAAAUACGCUUUUUUAAUGUAGAAAUCUGUUUUCUAGAGAGCCCGUUUCCCUCAAAUUCCUGGUCUUCUUCCCUUCGCCUAGUCCAUAAUAUAUAUAGUACAGCAAUGGAAGUAGAAGAUGACACAAGAGACGGCUCUGCUUCCUCUAUUAUCCUUGAAUCUUUGGAAUCUACCCAGCAGGGAGAGAAUCUUUCUGAUGAGGAUUUGGCUUGGGUAAAUUCUUGUCUAGUUACAGAUACUGAAAUUUUGGAAAGUGAUUGGACUUCUUUCAAAGAUGUUCUGCUGGAAAUCAUUGGUGACCAACCCGAGACACUUGACCCUUCGGUAACCGGAAGCAAUUGGAAUCCGGGUGGUACUGAAAUCAGUACAGUUCCUUCCAUCGAGGAGGAAGAGGCUGGCAAUUACUUGGGAAAAACUCAGGAUAAUCUUCUUGUCAUUCCAACGAACGAAGACUAUGUAACAAACCCCAACAAUAUUCCUAUAAAAAAGAGAACUGGCACUAAACUGCAAUUUCUUCAGGAAGAUUCCUCUGAAACAUUACGGGAAGAUCCUUUUCGGCCCACCUACAAGGAGGAAGAAAGAAAGGCUAAUGUGGUUGAUUUAGGAAUUCAAUCGACUUUAUCUGCAGAGGAGCUGAACUCAUCAACUGUGGAUAUCUUCAGGGUAUGGGAUUUGGACAUUCCAGAUGAGGAAGGUGACCUUAAAGAGUUGAAUAAGGUUUCUGGUAAAACAACGCCUUCCUUCCAAUCCAUGCCAUUGGCUUUUGAGAGUUCAACAGCAUGGAAAGACCCGAAAGACGAACCAAUAGAUGAUAUAAUUGCUGCCAUUGCAGAUCUGUCUUUAAAUACUCAAAAGUUUUAGUUAGUUUAUCUGCCCAUGUAAAAAUCUAGGCCAAAACUAUGUUGUUGCGCCCUCAGGACAUCAACAAUGAGGUUUACAAGCGUUUGAUUGUUUCACCAAUGUCCCUUUGUUUUGCAUAGGAUUUCAAAUAAGACCA
Molecule: messenger RNA, 1034 nt
Organism: Hibiscus syriacus
Lineage: Eukaryota; Viridiplantae; Streptophyta; Magnoliopsida; Malvales; Malvaceae
Exons: 2
Coding region: 143-898 (251 amino acids)
Source: RefSeq, a predicted model, not a curated record